Brassica rapa (field mustard) is the source of this 3540-nucleotide messenger RNA. Its product is annotated as seipin-1. Gene Ontology annotation, cellular component: endoplasmic reticulum membrane. NCBI's taxonomy places the organism in Eukaryota, Viridiplantae, Streptophyta, Magnoliopsida, Brassicales, Brassicaceae. The record is from RefSeq and is a predicted model, not a curated record. Gene Ontology annotation, biological process: lipid storage; lipid droplet organization.
UGAGAAAACCAAACAAUGGAAGAAGCAGACAUAGAACUCAAGAUUCCUGACCCGUUACGAGCCGAUUGGUUCAUGAUUCUUGUCGACAUCCAAGCCGAUCUCAUCUACAACGCACUCGUGGUCUUAACCUCACCACUCUUCCUCAUCUACCGCUCAUACCGCCGCGCAGCAGCUGCCAUCUCCGUAGCAGAAAAUACGGUUAAACGUGCUCCAUCAAGGAUCAAGGGUGGUGCCGCGAGGGUUGUUAGGAGGACGUGGUUUGGUGUAAUGGGCGCAUGCCACGUGUCGGCGAUAAUGGUGGCGGCUAUGAUUUUGGCGGUUGUGUUAGGUGUCGGGAUUGUGAGUUUGUAUGUAGAAAAGCCUGUGGUUGUGAGAGAAAGAUUGUUUUUCGAUUACACUGAAGAUAACCCAAGUGCGGUUUUUAGUUUGGGCAAGAAGAAGAGACCGUUUGGUGUUCCCCUUGGACAUAAGGUUCAUGUCUCUUUAGUUCUCUGGAUGCCUGAAUCUGAUCUCAACCGACGAAUCGGAUUAUUUCAGUUGAAAGUAGAGCUUCUAUCACUGAAAGGCGAGAUAAUAGCAAGAUCAAGCCAACCUUGCAUGUUACGGUUCAGAAGCCAACCCAUAAGACUUGCACGAACAUUCGUGAUGAGUGUUCCACUUGUUGCCGGAAUAGCAAACGAAGCACAAACAAUGAGAAUAGAUGCGUUAAUGCACCAAGAGAAAGGGACAAGAACAAAAACCGUGAGGGUGACUCUGAUUCCACGUGCACAGACUCGGUUAUUGCCUCAGUUAUAUGAAGCUGAGAUUGUCAUAAAUUCAAAACCUCCAUGGACUAAACGAAUGGCUUAUAAUUGGAAAUGGACUCUUUGCGUCUGGACUUCAAUGUAUCUUUUUGUCCCUAUCCUAAUCGCUCUUCUAUGGUGUUUUAGACCGUUCUUGUUCCCUUACGUUACUUCAAGAACCGUUGUGGAAGACCAAAACACAGAGAUCAGAGUAGUCCAAGAGGAAGUAGCGGGAAGAAGAUUGAGGGAAAGAAGAAACAAGCCUCGUCGACGAACCACGACACAGGAAAUUUAUAUAUUGUAAUAAAAUUAUUUGUGUGUGUGUGUGUUUUCUCUGCAGAAUCAAAUUCUGCUCUGUAAUAAACCGCUAAUAACAAGAACUAUAGAUAGUAGUAAAAUUGACCAAACGUUGAGAAAUUUUGUUAAGACUAUUGGUUGGGUUUCAUCUUCAUACUUUAGUUUUUUAUUUUUUUUUAAAUCUCUAAAUUUUACUAAUAUUGUUGUAGCUUUAUUUUUAAAAGUUAAAGCGUACAUUAAAUUUCUAUUAAUGUUUACCAAUCAUGCUUUAACUUUAUUUUUAGAAUUAUACUUUAAGUUAUAGCAAAAAAAAAUAAAACAAAUUUUAUCUUAUAUAUUUUAGAAAUAAAUGGUAGAAUCUGUAAAAAAUAAAAAAUUUAUCUAUAAUAUAAACUUAAUUAGAUAACCAUAAUAAACAUUUAUAAAUAUUCAUUUAAUUUUGGGUGAUUUUUAAUUAUUGAAAUAUUUACAAUAGCAUAAAUAUUAGUUACAUAUCAUAUUUUAAAUAACAAUAAACUUUGAUAAUUUAUAAAAAAAUAAUAUAAAUUAUUUUAAUUGAUAAAAUAAUAUUUUAUAUAUACAUCACAUAUUUACAUAUUUUAUUUUAAAUUAUCAGAUGACAAAAAAAAAAAAAAAUUUAAAUUAUCUAAAACAUGUAGCUUAAAACGAUAACAAAUUGAACUAUACCAAAAAUCUCUAGAAAAAAAGUCUACACUAAUAAGUUCACAGCUACAACCGAUGUAUCCACAACUACAAUUUUAAAGCUAAAUUUUUAAAGUGACAGUCAAACCAAUCAUCACUAUUUGGGAAAAAUAAACAAGUUAAAUUGUUAAAAAUUAGUAAUUUGAAAUUUGUUUCUCAUAUACAAAUCUUUUAAAGUCGUUCAAAUUACUAAUCCAAUUUAAAGCAUCCAAAGUCCUAUUUAAAACAAUAUAGAAUUACAUGUCAAACAUAAAACCAUAAAUAAACCGUAAAGGCAAUGUUUUGAAAACCAGACACGACAUUGACUCGGCAUUGUAAAUGGAUCAAUGGUCAGACCGGUCCAACCGAGCUUUAAAUUUUAAUUUAAUUUUAGAUUAACUAGCUAUAUAUAUAAUUAUAAAAUACUGUUGUAUAAAAUUGUAUAUCAUUGUUAGAAUCUAUAUAUCUAUCUAAAUAAAUUAUUUAUCAUUAUAUUUUAUAUUAUUUUAAAUGUUUUAUUUAUUUUUAUAUCAUAAACAAUAUAAUUUUUUUAUGAUUUUUUUUAAAAGUUUCUAGUUUUUAAUAUUUUUAACUUAAAUUUGAGAAAAUCAGGUUUUAAUAUUGAACCGAGUCACCGAUUUUAGCGAACUUUACCCGUUUUUGAGCGGGUUUGCCAGUUCAACUCAAAUCUAGUUUUUAGUACAACCCGAAAAUGGUUAGAAGACCGAGUCACGGUCCGACAGCCAGUCCGGUCUGUUUUCUAAAACACUGUUUAAGUGAAUAAAAAAUUGAUAGAGAAAUACCCUAUUAUACAAAAAGGAUUUCAAAGAGAAAAAUGACUAAACUAGCAUUUAUUAAAUGGUUUAAAACAAAUAUACACCUUAGAUUAAUUUGUCUAAAAUUAGGGUUUAGUUUUAAAGUGGUAAAGUGUUUGGAGAUUAAGAUUUAGGAUCUAGAUUUUAGGAUUUAUGUAUAAAAUAAUAAAUUCUAAUAUAUUUUUUAAAAAAUAUCUAUUUAAAUUAAAUGUAUUAUUCUUUAAAAGUAACUUAAUCUUCUUACUCUUUAAUGAAAUCUAUUUAAUAAUUUUUGUCUUUGAACUAUUUAGUUAUAGAAAAACUUAUUUUGUGGUGUUUUAGAAGAUUUUCCCUUUUGAUAUUACAUAAAAAGUUCCAUAAAAGCAAAGGAUUUCAAAAAUAAGAGUUCAAAAUAUAUAUUUACAGCUUAAUUAGCGGUUAAUGCCAUCAAUGCAAAUCUAGUUUACUUUUUUGUUUUAUCUUGAGCAUCAAGCUGAGAUUUUCCUUUUAAUAAAAUCUUAAAUAAAAAAUCAGUUUCAUAUAUGUUGAAGAUCCUUCUCUUUCCUUUUUUACACGAAACAAGUGUAUAUAUACUUUGUAUAUAUAAAGCAUCCUCAGUGUGCAGUUUUUCUAAAGCGUUGAGAAGAUAAAAAACAUGGUCAACUCAAAAUUCGUUCUUUUGGCUUUCAUAGCUCUGUCUCUUUUUCUUUCCGGUGCUGAAACAAGAGAUACUGUGUGGUCUGGCUCUAAAUUAUCUUCAUUUUGUUGCGUCAGUCAGCCUCAAUUAGGACCUUGUGAUACAAAACAACAGAAUGAUAGAUGUGAGAAGCUGUGCAUCCGUGGUUGUAGCCUAAACAAAGGCGGCGGCUGUCAACCUGUUCCUACUGGUUCUGUUUGUUCAUGUUACUGUUAAACUAGCGUCAUGAAAAAUUAUGCACUUUUUUCUUUGAUUAUUUAUUAAUAAAACAUAUUCUUUUGUUAUGCUC